Molecule: messenger RNA, 3446 nt
Organism: Sapajus apella (tufted capuchin)
Lineage: Eukaryota; Metazoa; Chordata; Mammalia; Primates; Cebidae
Gene: MUC2
Product: mucin 2, oligomeric mucus/gel-forming
Exons: 20
Cellular component (GO): extracellular matrix
Molecular function (GO): protein binding
Source: RefSeq, a predicted model, not a curated record
ACCGCCACUCCCAGCCCUCCAUCAUCUACCACAACCACCACUCCACUAACCACCACUCCCAGCCCUCCAUCAUCCACCACAACCACCCCUCCACCAACCACCACUCCCAGCCGUCCAUCAUCUACCACAACCACCACUCCACUAACCACCACUCCCAGCCCUCCAUCAACCACCACAACCACCCCUCCACCAACCACCACUCCCAGCCCUCCAUCAUCUACCACAACCACCCCUCCACCAACCACCACUCCCAGCCCUCCAUCAACCACCACAACCACUGCUCCACCAACCACGACUCCUAGCUCUCCAACCCCCAGCCCUCCAUCAACCACCACAACUACCACUCCCAGCUCUCCAACCACUACAGUGACCCCAACCCCAACGCCCACCACUUUAAGCACAGAGCCCCCCACACCCACCGGCACAACCCCCAUUGCUCAGUCAACCACAUCCAAACCCCCACCUGAGUCCUCAGCUCCUCAGACCUCUCGGUCCACCUCCUCCCCUCCCACGGAGUCAACCACCCUUCCGAGUACCCCAUCACCUGCCACGAAGACAACCAGCAUGGCCCCACCUUCCACACCCACGACACCCACGGCCACCACGACGGGAGGCCGCACGCCAUCCCCACCGCCCGGCACCACCACGGCCCCUCCAGGCACCCCCACAGGAGGCACCACAACUGGGUCACCUUCACCUACCACCCGCAGCACUGCACGGACGACCACCAGUGCCUGGACCCCCACGCCCACCCCAGUCUCCACAUCCAGCAUCAUCACGACCACAGGGCUGGUGACCGCCACCGGCACUACGUGCUGUGUCCUGAACGACACCUACUAUGCACCAGGUGAGGUGGUGUACAACGGCACACUCGGGGACACCUGCUAUUUCGUGAACUGCUCGCUGAACUGCACCUUGGAGAUCUAUAACUGGUCCUGCCCGUCCACGCCCUCCCCAAAGCCCACGCCCUCCAAGCCGACGCCCACGCCCUCCAAGCCCACACCCACGCCCUCCAAGACGACGCCCACCACCAAGCCCCCCCCCGAGUGCCCAGACUUUGAUCCUCCCAGGCAGGAGAAUGAGACUUGGUGGCUGUGUGACUGCCUCAUGGCCACGUGCAAGUACAACAACACGGUGGAGAUCACGGAGGUGAAGUGUGAGCCGCCGCCCAUGCCCACCUGCUCCAACGGCCUCACCCCCGUGCGCGUCAUGGAUGACGACCGCUGCUGCUGGCACUGGGAGUGCGACUGCUACUGCACGGGCUGGGGGGACCCGCACUACACCACCUUCGACGGGCUGUACUACAGCUACCAGGGCAACUGCACCUACGUGCUGGUGGAGGAGAUCAGCCCCACCGUGGACAACUUUGGUGUCUACAUCGACAACUACCACUGUGACAUCAACGACAGGGUGUCCUGUCCCCGCACCCUCAUCGUGCGCCACGAGACCCAGGAGGUGCUCGUCAAGACCGUGCAGAUGAUGCCCAUGCGGGUGCAGGUGCAGGUGAACGGUCAGGUGGUGGCACUGCCCUACAGGAAGUACGGGCUGGAGGUGUACCAGUCCGGCAUCAACUACGUGGUGGCCGUCCCCGAGCUGGGCGCCCUCAUCUCCUACAACGGGCUGUCCUUCUCCAUCAGGCUGCCCUACCACAAAUUCGGCAACAAUACCAAGGGCCAGUGCGGCACCUGCACCAACACCACGUCUGACGACUGCAUUCUGCCCAGUGGGGAGAUCGUCUCCAACUGUGAGGCCGCGGCCGACCAGUGGGUGGUGAACGACCCCUCCAAGCCACACUGUCCCCACAGCAUCUCCACGACCAAGCGCCCGGCCGUCACGGUGCCCGGGGGCAGCAAGACGACCCCACACAAGGACUGCACCCCAUCUCCCCUCUGCCAGCUCAUCAAGGACAGCCUGUUUGCCGCGUGCCACGUGCUGGUGCCGCCACAGCACUACUACGAAGCCUGCGUGUUCGACAGCUGCUUCGUGCCCGGCUCGCGCCUGGAGUGUGCCAGUCUGCAGGCCUACGCGGCCCUCUGCGCCCAGGCGGGCGUCUGCCUCAACUGGCGGAACCACACGCACGGGGCCUGCCUGGUGGAGUGCCCAUCUCACAGGGAGUACCAGGCCUGUGGCCCUGCAGAAGAGCCCACCUGCAAGUCCAGCUCCUUCCAGCCGAACAACACAGUCCUGGUGGAAGGCUGCUUCUGUCCUGACGGCACCAUGAACUACGCUCCUGGCUAUGACGUCUGCGUGAAGACCUGCGGCUGUGUGGGACCCGACAACGUGCCCAGAGAGUUUGGGGAGCACUUUGAGUUCGACUGCAAGGACUGUAUCUGCCUGGAGGGUGGAAGUGGCAUCAUCUGCCAGCCCAAGACGUGCAGCCAGAAGCCUGUUACCCACUGUGUGGAGGAUGGCACCUACCUGGUCACGGAGGUCAACCCUGACGACACCUGCUGUAACAUCAGCGUCUGCAAGUGUAACACUAGCCUGUGCAAAGAGGAGCCCCCCCUGUGCCCACUGGGAUUUGAACUGAGGAGCAAGAUGGUGCCGGGCAGGUGCUGUCCCUUCUACUGGUGUGAGUCCAAGGGGGUAUGUGUUCACGAGAAUGCUGAGUACCAGCCCGGUUCUCCAGUGUAUUCCUCAAAGUGCCAGGACUGCGUCUGCACCCACAAGGUGGACAACAGCACCCUGCUCAACACCAUCGCCUGCACCCACGUGCCCUGCAACAACUCCUGCAGCCCCGGCUUCGAGCUGGUGGAGGCCCCCGGGGAGUGCUGUAAGAAGUGUGAGCAGACACACUGCAUCAUCAAGCGCCCCGACAACCAGCACAUCAUCCUGAAGCCUGGAGACUUCAAGAGCGACCCCAAGAACAACUGCACGUUCUUCAGCUGCGUGAAGAUCCACAACCAGCUAAUCUCGUCCGUCUCCAACAUCACCUGCCCCGACUUCGACCCCACCAUUUGCGUCCCGGGCUCCAUCACAUUCAUGCCCAACGGAUGCUGCAAGACUUGCAUCCCUCGAAAUGAGACCAGGGUGCCCUGCUCCACCAUCCCCGUCACCAGGGAGAUUUCACAUGCGGGCUGCACCAAGAGUGUCAUCAUGAAUCACUGCUCCGGGUCCUGCGGGACAUUCGUCAUGUACUCGGCCGAGGCCCAGGCCCUGGACCACAGCUGCUCCUGCUGCAAAGAGGAGAAGACCAGCCAGCAGGAGGUGGUCCUGGACUGCCCCAAUGGGGGCUCGCUGACGCACACCUACACCCACAUUGAGACCUGCCAGUGCCAGGACACCGUCUGCGCACUCCCCGCCAGCACCUCCCGCCGGGCCCGGCGCUCCCCCAUGCGUCUGGGGAACGCGUGAGCGGCGUGGGCACAUCCCGGCUCCGCUGCCCUCCGCAGCUCUGCCUCCCCUGAGAGGCCUCCUAAGCAAUAAAUACCCUCGCUUCAGAUAUU